UCACAAGUAUGGCUGCGCCCAUGAAGAAGAAACAUGUAACAAAAUUAUCCAAAACGAAACGACGAUUGCAGAAUUUCGCGAAGCAAAUUUUGAAGUUCAAUUACAGGGAAUACUGUAGUAGCUUACUUUUCGACCCACGUUUUACUUGGACUGUUGCGGCACUUCUCCUUCUAGCUGAAAUAGUUGUGAAUUUAUUGGUUAUCAACCAUGUCAAAUAUACAGAGAUAGACUGGAGAGCUUACAUGCAGGAAGUGGAAGGUGUUAUCAAUGGCACAUAUGACUAUACACAAUUAAAAGGAGAUACUGGACCUUUAGUUUACCCAGCUGGGUUUGUAUACAUAUAUGGUGCUCUAUACUACAUAACCGACCAUGGAUCCAACAUCCGGCUUGGGCAGUAUAUAUUUAUGGGAUUGUACAUGCUCACAGUUGUUACUGUAUUUAGCAUAUAUAGGAAGGCAGAAAAGGUGCCACCAUAUGUAUUCUUCUUCAUGUGCUGCGCCUCAUAUAGAAUCCAUUCUAUCUACAUUCUGCGGCUGUUUAAUGACCCUGUAGCAAUGACAUUUCUGUACCUGGCCAUUUUGUUGUUCUUAAAAAAUCGAUGGACAACUGGCUGCAUAUUCUUCAGCUUGGCUGUAUCAGUGAAGAUGAACAUACUGCUGUUUGCACCUGCAUUGUUCCUGCUUCUCUUGGCUACCCAAGGGAUUGUUGGAGCUUUCCUCAACAUUGCACUGUGUGCAUUAAUUCAGUUUCUGCUGGCUCUGCCUUUCCUGCUAGCGAACCCAUGGGGUUACAUCAUCAUGUCUUUUGACUUUGGCCGUCAGUUCUUCUACAUUUGGACUGUCAACUGGCGCUGUGUGUCUGAGGAGAUGUUUCUGAAUCGAUACUUUCAAGUUGCACUUUUAGUUGGCCAUCUAACUUUUCUGAGCACUUUUGCUGCAAGACACUGGGUGAGUUGCCUUGGCGGAUGGAAGGCUCUCUUGCAGACGAAGGGGUCGAAAAAACUGCUAAAUGCUAAUGAUAUUUUAACGCUACUGUUCACUUCUAAUUUGCUUGGAAUAGCAUUUAGCAGAUCUCUUCAUUAUCAGUUUUAUGUGUGGUACUAUCACACAUUGCCAUACCUUCUGUGGAGUGCCAGGCUUCCGACAGUACUGCGAAUAUUCAUGCUUGGAGUGGUGGAGUUGUGUUGGAACACGUAUCCGUCAACUGUUAGCAGUAGUUUAGCACUGCAUGCCUGCCACGUCAUUAUUAUCGGUGCCUUACUUCUGAGAGGACGUGAGAGCGAUAAACUACAUAUAAAAAAGCAGUUUUAAUAGGAGUACAUAGUUUCUAUGAGCUGUUUAUGAAACAGGUUUUCUACGAUGUGACUCAGUGUGUUUUGGUUCAGAGCAAAAUAAAAGUGGUUCUAUCAAUUGUAGUUUUAGUUGGUUUCUACUGGAUGUCCGUUAUAUUAAAUAAAGUAAUGACAAUGCUGUGUAAUUAUCUA
This is a messenger RNA of Priapulus caudatus, 1483 nucleotides long. Its product is annotated as dol-P-Man:Man(5)GlcNAc(2)-PP-Dol alpha-1,3-mannosyltransferase-like. The record is from RefSeq and is a predicted model, not a curated record. Bases 9 to 1310 code for a protein of 433 amino acids. NCBI's taxonomy places the organism in Eukaryota, Metazoa, Priapulida, Priapulimorpha, Priapulimorphida, Priapulidae. The transcript is spliced from 9 exons. Gene Ontology annotation, molecular function: dol-P-Man:Man(5)GlcNAc(2)-PP-Dol alpha-1,3-mannosyltransferase activity. Gene Ontology annotation, cellular component: endoplasmic reticulum.